CGCAGGAGGGGGAGGCGGGGAAGUAUAGGAGUGGCGGGAUCCUGCAGGAGGGGGAGGGACAGCGCAGUCCUGCACGGAUGCUUAUAUAUUGCGGCGAUGACUGCCUCGCCGCCACAAACUCACGUGCUGUCACCACUCGCUUGUUGCUGUUGUGCUGCAGGAAGUCUGUGAACCAUGAAAACUGCCGCGAGUGCGAGCCGUGCCCUGACGCUGCUGGCCGUGGUGUUGCUGGGGACCACGCUGCUCAUGAACACCGCAGAGGCUCACCGCGGAAGACCUAGGCCUCCUGCGACUUUGAGAGAAAGCUUGGUACGCUGUCUGUGCGAAGUGGUUGACGACGAUUGUGACGGAGAGAUAGACCAGAAUGCCUGCAUCACCUGCUUCGACUCAGAUACUGCAACCUUGGAAGAAAUCUUCGCAUGUCUCGAUACUGCAGGGAUUGAUCGGACUAUCGCUGCAGCGUGCACUGAACGCCAACGCUCUUCAUGCCACUCGUCAGAAGAACGAGGUUAGCAGAAACGGCAGUUUUUGCUGCUGCUCCUGUUGUUGUUCUGGCGAUGCCAGAACAACAUCGUCAAUACAAUCAUGAGGAAACAGACCGAAACGAAACUGAACACGUGUCCCUUCUCCUUUGUCGACAUCUUUAGCUGCACCACCGCCACCACUUCCACCAGACACUGCCCUCCCUGUUGCCUUCAACUCCCGUAUGCCUGCCUGUCCGUCUCGCACCCUGAGCUUCAAUAAAGCCUCACGAAAGU
Scylla paramamosain (green mud crab) is the source of this 758-nucleotide messenger RNA. RefSeq lists its product as uncharacterized. Bases 175 to 513 code for a protein of 112 amino acids. NCBI's taxonomy places the organism in Eukaryota, Metazoa, Arthropoda, Malacostraca, Decapoda, Portunidae. The transcript is spliced from 5 exons. The record is from RefSeq and is a predicted model, not a curated record.